Molecule: messenger RNA, 4397 nt
Organism: Alligator sinensis (Chinese alligator)
Lineage: Eukaryota; Metazoa; Chordata; Crocodylia; Alligatoridae
Gene: GOLGA5
Product: golgin A5
Exons: 13
Coding region: 164-2362 (732 amino acids)
Biological process (GO): Golgi organization; retrograde transport, vesicle recycling within Golgi
Cellular component (GO): Golgi membrane; Golgi cisterna
Source: RefSeq, a predicted model, not a curated record
CCCGGCGGCCACGUCUCCCGGAAGAUGGAGCCGAGGGGCCGCGUCUGGCCUGCGGUCUCUGCGUAGCCGCCGCGGGCCCCUCGUCCCGCGCCGGAGCUGCAGGGCACGGGGGAGGAGCUCAUGGUUUUGGAGUUUCAGUGUUGUCGAUCAGUAGGCAUCCAUUAUGUCUUGGCUUGUUGAUCUUGCUGGCAGGGCAGAGGAUCUUCUUAACAGAGUUGAUCAAGGGGCUGCAACAGCUCUGAGUAAAAAAGAGACUGCAGGCAAUGCAAUAUAUAGUACUAAGAACUUGGGAUCUGCCAGUGAAUAUCCUGAAUCACAGCAGCAAACCAGAGAAUUGAAGCAUCAGACUUCAUCGAAAGCAGCCUAUAUCUCUUCAGCAGCUGAUAACAUUAAACAGAAGGCUACGAUCCUAGCAGGAACGGCAAAUGUCAAAGCAGCAUCCAGGACCUCUUUGGAGGCCUCUCCUCCAACAGAAAGUGUUUCCACACCCAGACCUUCCUCACAAUUUGUGAGAAGGAAAAAGUCUGAACCUGACGAUGAGCUCUUGUUUGAUUUUCUCAAUAGUUCUGAGAAAGAACCAAAUGGAAGGAUGGAGUCUAAAAAGGAGAAGAGUAAAGCUCUUCCAAAUCACUCUCGGACUUCAAGCAUCGGUUCUGUGUCUGCCAGCGCACAGUGUGUGAAAACAACUGAAGACAACUCCAGCAAGAGUCAAGGCCAUGAUACCCCUGACAGUUCAGAUUCUGGAUUGGGAGCACAAGCGGACCCUACAAAAGAUGCAUUGUUAAAUACAACAGCUAAUUCUAAUUCAGCUAAUGACGAUUGCAAGUCACACGAGCUAUCCAAUCUUCGCCUGGAGAAUCAACUGCUGCGGAAUGAAGUUCAGUCUUUAAAUCAAGAAAUGGCUUCAUUAAUUCAAAGAUCCAAAGAAAUGCAAGAAGAACUAAAUAAAGCCCGAACAAGAGUAGAAAAGUGGAAUGUUGACCAUUCAAAGAGUGACAGGGUGGUUCGAGAACUAAGAGCUCAAAUUGAUGACCUUACAGAAGCUGUUGCUGCCAAGGAUUCCCAACUGGCUGUGCUUAAAGUGCGGUUGCAGGAAGCUGAUCAGCUAUUGAGUUCUCGGACAGAGGCUUUGGAAGCAUUGCAGAGUGAAAAAUCACGAAUAAUACAAGACCACAGUGAAGGGAACAGCCUGCAAAAUCAAGCACUUCAAACUCUGCAGGAGAGGCUACGUGAUACAGACUCUGCACUGAAGCGGGAACAAGAAGGUUACAAACAAAUGCAGAAUGAGUUUGCAGCUCGUCUCAGUAGAAUGGAAGUUGAGCGUCAGAACUUGGCAGAAGCAGUAACUGCAGCAGAAAAAAAGUAUUUGGAUGAAAAAUGGAGAGCUGAUGACCUUCAGCAGCAAGUCAAAGUAGCUAAGAACAAUUUGGAGUCUGCAAAACAAGAACUGGUGGACUACAAACAAAAGGCUACUCGCAUACUCCAAUCAAAAGAAAAGCUGAUAAACAGUCUAAAGGAAGGCUCUGGUAUUGAAGGUCUGGAUAGCCAUACUGCAAGCACCAUGGAGCUAGAAGAACUGAGACAUGAAAGAGAGACACAGAAGGAGGAAAUACAAAAACUAAAGGGGCAGAUGCAGCUUCUGAGAACAGAGCUACAGGAUAUGGAGACUCAGCAGGUAAAUGAAGCUGAAUCAGCAAGGGAGCAGCUUCAGGACUUACAAGAGCAAAUAGCAACACACAAAAUGGCCAAGCAAGAAGUGGAGGCUGAAUUGGAACGGCAAAAGCAGGAGCUCCAUUACACUGAGGAAGAGCUGUAUCGGACAAAAAAUACUUUACAAAGCAGAAUAAAAGACAGAGAGGAAGAAAUUCAGAAACUGAGAAACCAGCUCACAAACAAGACUUUGAGUAGUAGUAGUCAGACAGAGUUAGAAAAUCGGCUUCAUCAACUGACAGAAACUCUUAUUCAGAAGCAGACCAUGUUGGAGAGCCUCAGUACAGAAAAAAAUUCCCUUGUCUAUCAAUUGGAACGUCUUGAGCAACAGCUUAAGAACAUUCAAGGCAGUAGUACUAAUGGACCAUCCAUUAAUAUGGCAGGAAUUGACAGUGGUGAAGGCGCUCGAAUGCGGAAUGUUCCUGUUCUUUUUAGUGACGUGGAUGGUAACAUAGCAGGGAUGUAUGGGAGAGUUCGCAAAGCUGCCAGUAGCAUAGACCAGUUUAGCAUUCGAUUGGGAAUAUUUCUCAGACGGUAUCCCAUUGCAAGGGUGUUUGUAAUCAUUUAUAUGGCAUUGCUUCACCUCUGGGUCAUGGUCGUUUUGCUUACUUACACCCCAGAAAUGCAUCAUGAUGGUCCAAGCGGGAAAUAGACUUUAUGCUAAUAGCGUAUAAAUUUUGGAUUGACAGUGUGUUUAAAGUGACCAGUACUGAAAUGUCAGCAAACUUUCCUGCACAUUAUCUAAAGGAGGAGUAACAACCAUCAUGCCUGUUUUAUCAUUACUUCUAAAAAUUUAAAUUAAUAUAAAGUACUAUGCUAUACAGCUUCUUCAGUUUCCUUAAAGCAGUCCGAGUUUCCUGGAAAAAGACAGUUGUUGAGCCAAGCCAGGUUUAGCAUUUGGAUUUUACAUAAACCUUGGAAUGGUUCAUGUGCAAAGUAAGAUUCACACCUGCAGAGAAGUAACAAAGAUUUCAAAGAUUAGCUGUGUAUGGGACAUGCUGUAUUGUAGAUCAUACUGGAUAUGGACUAUGAUCAGGGAAACUAGUUGUACUUAGCAAUUUAAAUAAACUUUAUUCUUUCUGUUGUUUAGUCUGCUUUUGCACUUCUGUUUUAAAGUGUAUAUUCAGAUUAGUUGUUCUUUAACAUGUUAAUGCUGUAGAAUUGACAACGGAUCAGUGCAAUAUUUUUUUGUAAAUAUCUUUAAAAAUAAAAUAUGCAUUCUUCUUAGUUUUGUCCUUUUAGCACAAAAAUUUUAGUAUUAAAUCUGAAAUAUGGAAUUUUACAGUGUACAACAUGCAUUUUAAGCCACAUUAUAGUUAACUUGUCAUUUAACGCGUUAAUUUUACCAUAAAUAGUAACAGUGUUACACGUUUAGCUAACUUAUGGUGCCAUAAAGUAGCAAACCAGCCACAAAGUUAUUCAUCAAAUAUUGUGGAACAUAUUUUGUGGCUUGUUUGUAUGUUACUAUAAAUUUGAAUGUGUAGCACCCCUGAGGCUGAUGCUAACAAUCAGCUGAUUGCAAGCAUCAGCUUGGGAAUGGGGUUGGCAUAGGGACAGCCCUAGUCCUGAUGCCCAAAAACUGCUGCCAGGAGGGAGUGGGUUGCAAGGUUGCCUGGUAGGGGAUGCUAUGGGACUCUGGACACUAGGAACUUGGAAUCCCUGAACCUGGCAGCCUUUCCUAUCUAGCAAGGCACUUAAAAAUGCUGAGUUGUGGGGAGCUGGGUCAAACACACACUUUUUAGAUGCCACCGAGCAUAAGGAUCCUGGGCUGGGGGAGAUGCGCCCCCAAUCCAAGGGUCCCAGUAUGCCAGAAUUUCUGAGAGCCAUGCAUGCAGCUAGGUUGUUGCUGGGCAGGCUGACAAUCAACUGAUUAUCAGACUUGCCCUGAUAGACCUCAGUCUCAAAUCCACCCAGGACUGCUGGGGCCAGUACAACAAUGAGUUGAUUGUCAGACCCAGCCCCAACUGCCCAAGGUCUUGAACUGGACUUGGGACUGCUCGGACCAGGUCCAACAGUUAGCAGAUGCACAUCCGGCAUGGCAGGAGGUGUGAUGUUUGGAAUGUGGCAUAAAAGUUCUCCGAUCCCAAUUGUACCAUCAUUAACCUCUGACAGGGAUCUAGGCUCUAAAGAGAAGUUGCAUUAAUCUAUUUUGAAAACUGCCAGUUUCUUACACACUUUGGGUAAUUUUAUAUUUGUACUUACUACUUUUUAUUUUGUAUCAUCAACUUAUUUAUUUAGUUUUCUAUGAUUUUUUGUCUGAAAUCUGAAGUACUUAAUUAAAACAUGGUUUCUGUACAAAUACAUAUUCGCCCACAAUUUCAGAAACUAUAUAUCUAAUCACUUAUCAGAUUUGGUAAACAUGUCUCAUUAGAUAAUGAUAAAAGCAAUUACCCCAAAAUAAGGAGACUGUAAUUCUUGUUAGCCCUGUGGCAUUAGUAAAUUCUUGAUACACUGGGACAAUGAUAUAAGGUCCUUUUCAAGGCCUUCUAUUGAGGGACUGCUAUUCUAUGCAUGGAAAACUGAGUAAUGAAAAGAUGACUAAGGUAAUUUAUUACUCCUACUCUACUGAAUGUGCUUAAAUCCCAUGAAAGCCAAACCACAGACCAAGCAUGAAUCUUGUUCACGAAUCUUGUCAUGUGAACCGCUACAAAAAAUAAAGUAUUGUGUUUUUCUUUUAUUGAUUCAAA